Messenger RNA from Leptonychotes weddellii (Weddell seal), 1372 nucleotides. The record is from RefSeq and is a predicted model, not a curated record. Lineage: Eukaryota; Metazoa; Chordata; Mammalia; Carnivora; Phocidae.
AAAAAAAAAAACAGGCGAUGGGACAGAUUUGGCCUGUGGGCCAUAGUUUGCCAACCCUUGGGCUGUAUUAUAGUUGACUUCAUAAUAGACAUUUAUCAGAUUGGGACCUCUGGAUCUACCACAAUGAUAUGGUGGACUUAUCAAGAAAACCCUUAAUUUCAACAUGUGUCUGAUAACUGCCUUUCAUAUUUUAUAUUUCAGCUGGAGUUAACCGAAUUUCAUACUGGCCUGCUGAUCCAGAAAUAAGUUUGCUUACUGAGGCUUCUAGUUCUGAAGAUGCCAAGUUAGAUGCCAAAGCAGUGGAAAGAUUGAAGUCAAACAGUCGGGCCCAUGUGUGUGUCUUACUUCAGCCUUUGGUGUGUUAUAUGGUGCAGUUUGUAGAGGAGACCUCUUACAAAUGUGACUUUAUUCAAAAAAUUGCAAAAACAUUGCCGGAUGCUAACGUUGACUUUUAUUCUGAAUGUAAACAAGAAAGAAUAAAGGAAUAUGAAAUGUUAUUUUUGGUUUCAAAUGAAGAAAUGCAUAAGCAAAUACUGAUGACUAUAGGCUUGGAGAACCUAUGUGAAAAUCCAUACUUUAGCAAUCUAAGGCAAAACAUGAAAGACCUUAUCCUACUCUUGGCCACAGUAGCUUCCAGUGUGCCCAACUUUAAGCACUACGGAUUUUAUUGUGGUAAUACCGAACAGAUUAAUGAAAUUCACAAUCAAAGUUUGCCACAAGAAAUUGCAAGGCACUGCAUGGUUCAGGCCAGGUUAUUGGCAUAUCGAACUGAGGAUCAUAAAACUGGAGUUGGAGCAGUCAUUUGGGCAGAAGGAAAAUCUAGAAGUUGUGAUGGAACAGGCGCGAUGUACUUAAUAGGAUGCGGUUAUAAUGCUUUUCCUGUUGGAUCUGAGUAUGCUGACUUCCCACACAUGGAUGACAAACAGAAAGACAGAGAAAUAAGGAAAUUCAGAUACAUUGUACAUGCGGAGCAGAAUGCCUUGACAUUUAGGUGUCAAGAAAUAAAACCAGAAGAAAGAACUAUGAUUUUUGUCACAAAGUGCCCAUGUGAUGAGUGUGUACCUUUAAUUAAAGGUGCAGGCAUAAAACAGAUCUAUGCCGGGGAUGUAGAUGUUGGAAAAAAGAAGGCAGACAUCUCUUACAUGAGAUUUGGGGAACUUGAGGGUGUUAGCAAAUUUACAGUUCCAAAGUUCACCAGUUGUCCCAGUGUUCUAUAGAGCAAAAGGAUCCUGCCCAGAAUCAUAUGCUGCUUUUUAAUAAUAAUUCUGGCAUUUAAUGUAACACUUAAAUACAAGAACUUGCAGUAGGUAUAAAAGGCAUAUAACUGUUUAUAAAUUUCAAGUUUACUGGGGCACCUGGGUGGCUCAGUUAG